Molecule: messenger RNA, 3867 nt
Organism: Selaginella moellendorffii
Lineage: Eukaryota; Viridiplantae; Streptophyta; Lycopodiopsida; Selaginellales; Selaginellaceae
Product: UPF0528 protein CG10038
Exons: 20
Coding region: 14-1477 (487 amino acids)
Biological process (GO): regulatory ncRNA-mediated heterochromatin formation
Cellular component (GO): nucleus
Molecular function (GO): siRNA binding
Source: RefSeq, a predicted model, not a curated record
AGAAAGGAAGAAGAUGGGAGCGAGGCUGUCAGCUGGAUCAAGCGCCGACGCUCAAGAGUCGACCGAUCGAGGCAGCGACAUCGACAGGAAGAAGAUCUCAACUGGAUCAAGCGCCGACGGUCAAGAAUCCACCGAUCGAGGCAGCGACGUCGACAAGUCAACUGGAUCAAGCGCCAACUCUCAAGAAUCGACCGAUCGAGACAGCGGCAUCGAAAUAUCGUCACGAUGGAGCCGUUAUCGAACGUGUUGCGGGAUAUUUCGGCUCUUCUUCGCUUGCGGAGCUCCUACGAAUGACGAUCCUUCUCUAUCUUCGUCGACAUCUUCGUCGACAUCCAAUGAGGAAACCGGUAUCUCGCUAUCGUCUUGCUCGUGUUUGAUCCUAGUUCUUCUUGCUAUACGUUUGUCCAAGUUGCUGGAGCCGAGCACAAGGAUUGCAAGCAAACCACUGGUAAGCGCAUCCUUUGCGAAAAGAUCUCUACGUCGGGUUUCAAAGAAGAAGACCUCUUCUUUUGCCGCUCGGGAGCUUCAUCGCUUGGGCUUCUUCUUCGACUCGGAUCUUCGGCUCAGGGAUAGCCUCUCAGAAAGGCUUACCCUGGAAAAGUUUAACAAGGAAGCUGGCUACAAGAAACUCGUCGAUGCGGUCGCGGAUUACAUUCAAAUGCUCAUGGUCGAGACUUAUGGUAUGACGCGGGAAACAUUCACUCUGAAAAGGACUUUAGCUUUGGCUUAUGGUGGGGUGGUCCAGAAAAUGGAAAGCACGGUGUUCCUGUCACCUAAUGCUAAGACAGCACGGGCGCUGGUUAUCCUUUUGUGUGGGCGUGGAGAAUUGAAUGCUGGCCAGUGGUCGAGGAGCCUCUGUCUCACGGACUCUCUUCGUACAGGCAGCGUUUUGCCAUUUCUGGAGUGGGCUCAUGAGCUUGAUAUUGCGGUGCUUGUCCUGAACCCAAACGAGGUGAUGCUUAAUGGAAAAAAGCAACAAGCAAGCUUUGAAGCUCUUCUUGACCACGUUUUGUGUGCCUGGGACCUUGUGUCUGCGACUUUCCCUGACAAAAUGCUGGCGUUGGUUGCGCACGCCUAUGGGGGAACACUCGCUAUCGAGCUUCUAAAGCACCGAGGAUGGGGAGCACUCCAGCGACUGAGAUGCAUUGGAUUCUGUGAUGCACAAAUUCCAGAUGGUUCAUUACGAGUGCUUUCGUACGAUCAACUCAAGUUUCUUGAAGGCAAUGCCGUCAACUGGGUUUCAAGCCAAGAACCACUCGACAAAAGACUGUGUGGUGUUUCUUCUCCGGACCUCUUCGGCACCAUAAAGAAGAACCCGAUGGAGCAUCUAUCGUCGGGAACAACGAAGGGAGAUGGAGUCGUAAUGUCCGCCUUCGAUUCGCUUUGCAACUUCAUCCUGUCGAAACUAGAUGUGCCAGACGAUGCUGACCGUGAAGGUAGAGAUGAACAAUCAGAAUCUUCGGCGCAAGGAGUGUAAGUCUCAUGGAGCUUGUAGCUAUAUACUGAUUCGACAUUUUGGUGGUCAACUGGAUAUAUAAUUCGAUAUUGCGAUAUUUCGUCGUGCCCAUUCGUAUCUACGGUGAUUUGCUACUAGAGCUUCACUGGAUUAUGAAAAUAUGUUUUCGUAGAUCUUAGCACUAGACUGUUCUAUCUGAAAAGUAAGUAUACUUCUGACCGUUUGGUCGAGUUCUCAGACCGUGAGCGAGGCCUCGUGGCUUGCUGAACUUGUCAAACAUGUUUAUGUCAACCUUCUGCCUCGAGAGGACAGUAAUGUCUCAGCCUGCUGGUCAAUUUAAACGGGAAGGCGUCGUCUUCUCGCGCCUAGAUGCGCACACGCUAGAAUGCUCACAACCUUGGGGUCUUUGGCACAUCUUGGCGUCUUAUACUGUCCGUAGCUCGCUCCGCCAUUCUGUACCACAUGGUCCAUUAUUCUGUCAAAAGUUCCCUGCCGGACAAGCUUGAUCUCUAAUGGGCCUACGCUUCCUUCUCUUCGGUUUCGGCGAUACACCACGCUAAGCGAUUCUUCAAGCUCGAAGCAGCACACGUCAAGCUCGGGAAUCAGAGGAUCUGGGAAGGCCUCCCAGUAGAUGACAUAGUGACCGGGCUGGGACGACAAGUCGACUCGACUGGUGUAGUCCACCAGCCGAAUUUCGCUGUGCUCCUGAUGACGAUUCCAGGCUUGCGUCACUGCCUUAUGUAGCUCAAGCUCGUCAGUCUUGUCCAUGUCAACGCUCAGAAGCACACCGGCCCUCCGGACAAAAGCGAAUUGAGGAGCAUCAUUGUGGAACUUGACGACCUUGAGAAUAUCGCCGACCCUGUACCGAUAUAAACCGGCCUUGGUGGUUGUCGCAGGAAACGAAGCUCCGUUCUUCCCGCCCUUGGUCUUCGUCAGGGGCCGAUAGUCGGUUUUCCAAGGGAAGGAACUCAAAGUAUGCAAAGCACGGGAACAACGUGUACAGAACUUCAGAUGCUGGACAUACUGGAUCCAGGUUGACACCCAGGCUGCUGCACUCCGAAGACGCAUACAGGGACGAAGCAAUCGGAAGACCGUCGGUCAGCAUGUCGAUUAUGGAAACGUAUUGCUGCAUGGUGCCGGUUAUUAUCGUCUGGACAAGUCUAGCCUCGGGCCACAGGCGUCUCACUAUCCCUCUCCAGUUCCCGCCACAGCAUUCCUUUCGUAUGGCAUCAGCAAGCUCGAUAUCCGGCCGGAGGAUGGCAUUGACAGCGUUUCUGACCGGAACGCUUGUGACAAUCCUGCUAUUCACCGCUCCCUCGGCGAUGUCCUGGCAGAUAUCUUUCCACUGGCACUUCAGAGAUUUCAAGCUCCUUACGAACGUUGAUGCGAAGACCGAGCCGAUCGAUACAACUUGGUGCCUUUGAACGAGGCCGCAGAGAAGAUGGCAGUAAUUAGCCUGGGUGUAGUCAACGCACUGGAGAACUUGGUCGGGGGAGGUGUAGCUCGUCGCCGGAUCAAUCUUUCGGUUACGAAAAGCCGGGCUGGUGAAGUAGCCACUGAGGCCGGAGGAGAGCUUCACACCGCCGGGGGUCACUUCGGGAUUCCUCACGUAGAUGAAGUGGAGGGACUUGCCAGUGUUGAAGGGACCUUGCCUGGAAUGCCGUCGGUCAGGACAGGAUGAAAAUCGGGCCUCUCUCUGGACGGAACGAACUUACUUGUUCAAGGCAGCACGGGCAACUCUGUUGAGGACGAGGAACUCGGGGUCGUAGUCACUGAGCUUUGGAAACAGCUUUUGGCGUCCUCCAGAGGUACCGGAGCUGUGAUCAAACGAGCUUUCAUCAAGUUAAGAGAGUCGCGAGCUGGGAACUACCUCUUGAGAACUUCUCGCACUGGACGAGCGCACAGGAUCUUGGCAUGGCCAUCCUCGUCGCCGCUGGCUAUCCUCGCGACGUCGAGCUCGAUGUCCUGGUACGAGAUGAGCGGCAGCCGCGAGUGGAAGUCCUCGGCGCUGGGAACUCCAAAGAGGCCGUGCCUGUGGAAGUAGGCAACGUCGGCAUUGUCCGCCAGGAUUUGCUGGAGGAGCUCCGACUGGAUGCUCGCGACGUCGCUGGUGAUGGCCUCCACGAAACGGAGAACUUGCUCGUCCGUGUCCAAGGCGGAGAGAAUGCGGUGCGCGCUUCCCAGUCGCGGGGGAUCCAUGUCGUCUUGAUUAUAUCGAUCGUGCGGGGGAUUUUAAAGGAGGAGAACUUCCAAGUGUGUGUGAGGGGGUUGGUCGAAUGGUCGUCUUCGUUGAUCAGCGAAGCUGGGAGGAAGUUUUGCUCGCCAAAACUUCUCUAGCGUAUAAGUGUGUGUCAUGUAAGUGUCUUGAGACACACCUAGCCUAGCUUCUAACUUCCGCGUGCUUUGUAGGA